Messenger RNA from Populus trichocarpa (black cottonwood), 1653 nucleotides. RefSeq names its product solanesyl diphosphate synthase 3, chloroplastic/mitochondrial. The transcript has 13 exons. Gene Ontology annotation, cellular component: transferase complex. The record is from RefSeq and is a predicted model, not a curated record. Gene Ontology annotation, biological process: isoprenoid biosynthetic process; ubiquinone biosynthetic process. NCBI's taxonomy places the organism in Eukaryota, Viridiplantae, Streptophyta, Magnoliopsida, Malpighiales, Salicaceae. Bases 206 to 1447 code for a protein of 413 amino acids. Gene Ontology annotation, molecular function: prenyltransferase activity.
CUCCUCUAUUGACUUUUCCAUCAUCUUCUCUGCAAGAUAAAUCAAGGAAGACGGAGAGGAAUACAACAGUGACAAAAAUCGCCGGAGAAUUCUACGGCUUUCAAAUCACCGGUGAGUUCUUUUUCUAAGCUUUGAUUUUGCAACGUUUUUUAGCUUUACUCUACGAUUCAUUGACGAUCAGGCAGCAAGACAGACAAUAAGAAAGAUGUCAUUGUCUUGGAUUUUGAGGAUCACAAGAAAUGGCAGCCAUUGGUUUGUCUCUCAUCGACCCUCAUCUUAUGGACUCUUGCUCUCCAACAAUUCCCACUCUUCUACUCGAAAGGUUUUCAAUUGCAGAGAAACUUAUUCUUGGACUGUACCUUCCUUUCAUGUUUUCAAACAUCAGAUUCAUCACCAGAGCAGUUCCUUAGUGGAGGAACAGCUUGACCCAUUUUCACUUGUUGCUGAUGAGCUAUCACUUCUCGCUAAUAGAUUGCGGUCAAUGGUAAUUGCUGAGGUUCCUAAGCUUGCCUCAGCUGCCGAGUACUUUUUUAAAAUGGGAGUACAAGGAAAGAGGUUCCGUCCCACGGUUUUGUUGCUGAUGGCGACAGCUUUGAAUGUGCGUAUACUUGAAACGGAAACUGGCAGUGAAGGAGAUGCUUUGACAACAGAACUACGUAAAAGACAGCAAUCUAUAGCUGAAAUUACCGAGAUGAUCCAUGUGGCAAGUCUUCUGCAUGAUGAUGUAUUGGAUGAUGCAGAUACGAGACGUGGUAUUGGUUCAUUAAAUCUUGUUAUGGGCAAUAAGGUGGCAGUACUUGCUGGAGAUUUUCUACUUUCACGAGCUUGUGUAGCCCUUGCUUCUUUGAAAAACACAGAAGUUGUUACAUUACUAGCGACAGCUGUAGAGCAUCUUGUUAAUGGUGAAACUAUGCAGAUGACUUCGACAUCUGAGCAACGUUGUAGCAUGGAGUAUUAUAUGCAAAAGACGUACUACAAGACUGCAUCUUUGAUUUCAAAUAGCUGCAAGGCAAUUGCCCUUCUUGCUGGGCAAACAACAGAAGUUGCAAUGUUGGCUUUUGAGUAUGGCAAAAAUCUGGGAUUGGCAUAUCAAUUGAUUGAUGAUGUUCUUGAUUUCACGGGAACUUCUGCUUCCCUUGGAAAGGGUUCAUUAUCUGACAUUCGCCAUGGAAUUGUAACAGCUCCAAUAUUGUUUGCCAUGGAGGAGUUCCCUCAGUUGUGUUCAGUUAUUGACCGGGGCUUUGACAAGCCUGAAAACAUUGAUGCAGCCCUUGAGUACCUUGGGAAGAGCCGUGGAAUACAGAGAACAAGGGAGCUAGCUGCAAAGCAUGCUAAUCUUGCUGCAGCAGCUAUUGAUUCUUUACCUGAAACUGAUGACGAAGAAGUAAGAAAAUCACGGAGGGCGCUAGUUGAUCUUACUCAAAGAGUAAUCACAAGAAAUAAAUGACAGAAUAUGAAUUCUUGCAACAUAGCGUAGAAGUAAGAAAAUCACGGAGGGCGUUUACUCAGAGUAAUCACAAGAAAUAAAUGACAGAAUAUGAAUUCUUGCAACAUAGUGUAGCAGAUUUUUGCUUAUUUUUCAUUUUAUUGUUCCUGCAUUUGAGGGUCUUGCUCCACAUUAUUUAUUCAAUUACUUGGAUUUUUGUUCCACAA